AUGGAUCACUCAAUUCAUCACUUAAACCCCCUCACUACGGCAUCAGUUAGAACCGAUCCCGACGCAAUAUGGAUAGGAUUGAAUUCGGAUACCUCCCUCAUCCCAGACGCCGCCAUAGCCUUCAAAGAUCUGCCAGACCCCUGCUGGAGCAUCGAGGACUUCUCCGACGCUGGUCACAUUCUGCCCAUCGACAGCGCUAGGGAUCCGGACUGGUACAGAGAAGACGAGCAAUGGGCCGCGUGGACCCCUACCUCUUCCCUGCUCAAACAGAGACCGUGGUACGAUCAACUCGAAACAGCGGUCCCCGUAGAGGAGAGAUUGGGUGGAUGGUCAAUGGCAGAGCACCAACGACAGAUCUGCGCGACCGAUUUGACACGAACUCAGAGCUGCAUACGCUUCAUUGUCGAAUUUGACGACCGCUUCCCCCCCCGAGCGAAAGUUCCACCCUUCUUCCCACUGGAUCGCCUUGCCAAGGUCUAUCCAACCCGGAAAAUGGUCCAGAUUAGCGCAGCAAAAGCGAAGCGCUCAGUCUUACAUGCGCUAGCGUUUCUGUCAUGGUGGACCAUGGUGAUCAUUAGUUGGGAAGAGAACUUAGCAGACGGUGCGGUGAGUAUCAUCACCUACCUUCUCUCCACUGUCAAGGGAAAGAGAGGCAUCAUUUGUGACCUAGAAAGGGACUGGCCAACCAUCAACAUUCCGCUCUACAUCCAGAACAAUAUCCCCGUCUUCUAUCUAUGGAACUUCGAGGCAAGAGUCGACAAUCGCUUCAGCCGCCUGAACCCUGCCCUCAAUCUGACCUACUGGGCAGUCAGGCAAGGGACUGCGCUAACGCUCUCCGCUGACAUCGAAGAGGAGGAUCUCAACAAGAUUGCGCGGCAAGCCCUCAGGCUCGAUCACUUCUUCCAGGAAGCCUUCACUUACCGCUCAUUGGACGACUUUCGAAUUUCCCCCACCUACUCCUUCUUCAUCAUAGAUUUCGAAGGAUGGAAGCGUAGGCCAAUUCCAUACGACGAAAACACCAUCACCUCUCUCCUCAAGUUCUAUUACUACAACGUGUUCGACGAAGAUGGUAACAACGACCAUAGAACCGUGGUAUUCUGGAGAUGGCAUAAACGCGAACCCAGGGACGACUAUCUCAAGCGCCAGUACAAAGUUGGCCUAUCCGGUGAGGAACAGGCCGGGACGAUUCGAGAGAUUCACAAGUUCAGCUACGGUCCCAAGCCAAGCAUCUCGUAUGAUAUUGAGACUGGCCUUAUCACAAGGAAGAAGACGCCAUCACAGAAUACAACCUCCCUGUUACUGCGGAUGAACAUGGAUGAGACUGGAACUAACAGAUCGCUACAAGGACGUCUAUCGGACAACGCGCAAUCCGAAAUGUCCAUCGAUUCAGGAAGCGACUCCUCGGAAGAAGAUGCCACCAGAUUCCCAGAGGUGCCCGACAUUCUAUAUCACCCACGAGCAGUUAAUAGCCCCGCAGCCUGGAUUCGUCGCAACGAAGAACUCCUAACAAGUGCUCGCCGCCACACUGCCGAGCUCCGUACAGCUCGUGGAGACAACACCACGCCGCUUUGCCGCUCCCAAUCCCCAAUUCGCCUAUCCGACCCCUACUUUUCACCCCACGAGAGUCCUGAAGUUAUGUUUAGGCGCCUGCUGAAGGAUGAGUCCGCGAAAAUCACCUACACCGCGAGCACCUGGUGCGCACCGCACUACGCAUGGAACUCGGACUUCCUCGAAGCAGCUUUCAUCUUCGUCCCGGACAUCGAAAGCGAGGCUCGUAUGCGAUACUGGGCGAACUGUUGGGACACGACAGCGACGAUCCAAAGGCUCCUCACGACGGCAGUGGAGCAUGGCCUACGAUUUUACCUUGCCUUGCCACCAGACCGUGUCAGGCAAUUCCGACCACUAGUUGUUGACAGUCUCGAUAGGAAUUCAGCGUCGUUCUUGUACAGCACAGGUUUUCAGGAGCAAACGUUAUCACCCAUGGACAACGGCGCCACCUUUUGCUCAACUUACCUAGCCAAAAUGAACGACAUUCUGAGACGUCCACACGCCCGCGCAUUCAUAGCUGAAGGAGGGCAAAUCAGCUGGAUAGCCCGACACUGGGCUGGUACUAGACUUAUGGAAGAAUUCAUGUCCGGUCCAUCAAUCCAAGUCACUAUCCACAGCCGGGGCUUUUACGACUCCGCUUCCGAAAACGCAUCCUACUUAGCGCAUGACAUCGUGUCAGAACAGGAGAAGGACCUUCUGCUUGGCUAUUGCCUGGGGUCCAACGGCUGCCUAGGACGAUGGCUCUUUCCACCAGCGGAUAUCUUUGACGACAACUUCGAACUUUGGACAGGAGAAUGGAACUCGGCCCUUGACCACAUCUACGGACGACUAGCGGAGGACAUAGCUCGAGGCCGCGCGAAAUUACGAACAAGGGAGAAGUGGAAGUGCUGGAUUAGAAACAACGUGCGAGGACAACGCCGCCCUAGCUAUCUCCCUUCACGAUCCGAUUUCAACGAUGUUAUGGAAGGAAUCACCCGCACGGGCCUGGAGCCGACUUGGCACAAGAAACAAAUCGAUGACAUUGUAUUCCCUGAACGACGAAUGGAUUAA
This is a messenger RNA of Laccaria bicolor S238N-H82, 2598 nucleotides long. RefSeq lists its product as uncharacterized. NCBI's taxonomy places the organism in Eukaryota, Fungi, Basidiomycota, Agaricomycetes, Agaricales, Hydnangiaceae. The coding region runs from base 1 to 2598 and encodes 865 amino acids. The record is from RefSeq and is a predicted model, not a curated record. The transcript has a single exon.